GGGUAGUAAAACACCAAAGGACUGACAAGGCUGCAGUACAGCCCCUCUUUGCUUGCAUUUGGCCUCCACAAACAUCUGAGUCGCGACUUCCAGCGCAGGAUGUGGUACCAUAAGUUGUUGUACCAACAAAGCAGGCUCCAGAACUUGAUGAAGAGAGGAGACAUAGCUCAAGGUCUUCAUCUGUCCAACUUUAAAAGUUUAUUUUCAUUAUCCAUCUAUUGGUGCCAUACAGCUUCCAAAUCUGUGGAUUGUACUUGGCACCAACAUGAAGAUCAUUUGGAAUUGCAAUAUGCUAGCACUGUGAUGCGCUUUGAUUAUGUCUGGCUUCGUGACCACUGCCGCUCAGCAUCAUGCUAUAAUUCUAAAACUCACCAGCGGAGCCUGGACACUGCCAGUGUGGAUUUAUGUAUUAAGCCAAAGACAAUUCAUCUGGAUGAAACUACACUCUUUUUCACAUGGCCAGAUGGUCAUGUGACUAGAUAUGAUCUGGAUUGGCUAGUGAAAAACAGCUAUGAAGGGCAGAAACAAAAGGUUAUCCAACCUAGAAUAUUAUGGAAUGCUAAACUCUACCAGCAAGCCCAAGUUCCAUCCGUUGAUUUCCAGUGUUUUUUAGAAACAAAUGAAGGGUUGAAGACGUUUCUGCAGAACUUUCUGCUGUAUGGAAUUGCAUUUGUAGAAAAUGUCCCUCCCACUGAAGAGCAUACAGAAAAGUUGGCAGAAAGGGUCAGCUUAAUCAGAGAAACCAUCUAUGGAAGGAUGUGGUAUUUCACUUCAGAUUUUUCUAGAGAUGACACUGCAUACACCAAGCUAGCUCUCGAUCGGCAUACUGACACUACCUACUUUCAAGAGCCCUGUGGCAUUCAAGUAUUUCAUUGUCUUAAGCAUGAAGGAACAGGUGGCCGAACACUGUUAGUGGAUGGAUUCUAUGCAGCACAACAAUUACUUCAAAAAGCACCUGAGGAAUUUGAACUCCUUAGCAAAGUACCAUUGAAGCAUGAAUAUAUUGAAAAUGUUGGACAAUGUCACAAUCACAUGAUUGGGGUUGGGCCCAUCUUAAAUAUCUAUCCAUGGAAUAAGGAGCUAUAUUUGAUCAGGUACAACAACUAUGACAGGGCUGUCAUCAACACUGUGCCUUAUGAUGUUGUCCAUCGUUGGUAUAUAGCACACCGAACCCUAACAACUGAAUUGAGAAGGCCUGAAAAUGAGCUUUGGGUCAAACUGAAGCCUGGAAAGGUACUAUUUAUAGACAACUGGCGAGUCCUUCAUGGCAGGGAAUCAUUUACUGGCUACCGUCAACUUUGUGGCUGCUAUUUAACUAGAGAUGAUGUAUUGAAUACUGCUCGUCUCCUGGGUCUUCAUGCUUAAAAUUGAAAGCACUAGGAUUAUGAAUACACUUGGCACCAUACUACCAGAAUUUUAUAUCAACAGAACAAUAUUGUGUUAAAAUUUGCUUCAUAUUAUCUAUUUCCCAUUCUAUAAAGCAGAAGCUUUUCCUUACUUUUCUAGGAGAAGCCUGUUAAAGAAAGGCUUCUGAGUUGUCUAAUAUCAGCCAUCUAGUAGGGUGGAUUUCUUCCAAAGUUAUAAUAUGAGUCUAAUAAUUUCCUAAUCUUUUUGAUAUAAUUACUGUGCUUAAGAAAUAUAAUCUCCAUAUUAAAAGGGAACCAAUAUUACACAAUUUGUCUUCAGCUAAAUCAGAAUGCAAUAUAUUCUAGAAAUGACAAAAUACUUCUAAAGCUACAUUUGUAAAACGUUUUCAGGUUUUGUAAUUGGAUUGACUAAGAAUAUAUGCUUACUUAUAUUUUGAAUAUAUCCUAUAUCUUCUAGCACCUUCCAGUUUCAGAGGUUGAUGGGAUUUUUUUUUGAUGACUGAAUAGUAUUCCAUUGUGCCACAAUUCAAGAUUGAUUCCAUAUUUUAUCUACUAAUGGUAAUAUAUCAACAAACAUGGGCCUGCAGAUAAUCUGUGAUAUACGGGUUUAAUUUUCCUUUGAUAUGUAAUAUACCCAGAGAAAGCAUAUGGAUAAUACAGUAGUUUUAUUUUUUUUUAACAUUCUUGAAAGCUGUGUUCUGCUUCCCAUAAUAAAUAUAUUAAUUUACAUUCCCAUCAA
Messenger RNA from Grammomys surdaster, 2106 nucleotides. RefSeq names its product trimethyllysine hydroxylase, epsilon (gene Tmlhe). NCBI's taxonomy places the organism in Eukaryota, Metazoa, Chordata, Mammalia, Rodentia, Muridae. The transcript has 8 exons. Gene Ontology annotation, biological process: carnitine biosynthetic process. Gene Ontology annotation, molecular function: iron ion binding; trimethyllysine dioxygenase activity. Gene Ontology annotation, cellular component: mitochondrion. The coding region runs from base 100 to 1365 and encodes 421 amino acids. The record is from RefSeq and is a predicted model, not a curated record.